Messenger RNA from Contarinia nasturtii (swede midge), 529 nucleotides. RefSeq names its product 60S ribosomal protein L30 (gene RpL30). NCBI's taxonomy places the organism in Eukaryota, Metazoa, Arthropoda, Insecta, Diptera, Cecidomyiidae. The record is from RefSeq and is a predicted model, not a curated record. Gene Ontology annotation, cellular component: cytosolic large ribosomal subunit. The coding region runs from base 112 to 450 and encodes 112 amino acids. The transcript has 4 exons. Gene Ontology annotation, molecular function: structural constituent of ribosome; RNA binding.
GUGAACACUAGACAGUAUGCGGUUCACGAGCCAUUGAUAUGAACUUAAAUUCAUAUUCACAUUCUUCUCUCUUUAGCUUUUGAAUAGUACGGAUUCAUCCAUCACAUCAAAAUGGUUGCCCAAAAGAAACAGAAAAAAGCUUUGGAAUCCACCAAUGCCCGUUUGGCUUUGGUUAUGAAAUCCGGCAAAUUUUGCUUGGGCUACAAACAAACCUUGAAGACAUUGCGUCAAGGCAAAGCAAAAUUGAUCAUCAUCGCCAACAACACACCACCGCUCAGAAAAUCUGAAAUCGAAUACUACGCUAUGUUGGCCAAGACCGGUGUUCACCACUACAGUGGCAAUAAUAUCGAAUUGGGAACUGCAUGUGGUAAAUACUUCCGUGUUUGUACCAUGUCAAUUACUGAUCCAGGAGACAGUGACAUCAUCCGAACAAUGGAAGUAAAUGUAUAAUGAGAUAUGUUGGUUUGAUUAAUAAUGGGCAAAUACAAAAAUAAAUUUCAUUGUUUUUUCAAACAGAAUAAAACCAAAA